Penicillium alfredii is the source of this 2007-nucleotide messenger RNA. RefSeq names its product pentatricopeptide repeat protein. Bases 1 to 2007 code for a protein of 668 amino acids. The record is from RefSeq and is a predicted model, not a curated record. NCBI's taxonomy places the organism in Eukaryota, Fungi, Ascomycota, Eurotiomycetes, Eurotiales, Aspergillaceae. Gene Ontology annotation, molecular function: protein binding. The transcript has 2 exons.
AUGGCACGGCGGACACUGGUCCUCGACGGACUCUGGUACUCUCUGUGUCCAUCAUUUAUCCCACGGGGGCUCACUCGUGCAGCGCCACUCUUAAGGACUCGAAAGCAAAGUGCAAGGCCAUAUUCGCCGGCCGUCUCUUUCGCGAAUUCACCUCCGCGACGAUUUUACAGCAGCAAUCCUGGAGAAGCCUACAGUUACAACCAUAGAUAUGGACAUUCAGCACAUCCGAAUUUACGUGGCACACAGCAUACAGCCACUCGACUACAAUCGCCGGUGAACGAACACUCCGAUCCUCGACAGAAUGCCAGCGCGCGGCCGCGCAACCGGUCGAAACGUUCGAAAGCCCCGAAACUACCAAAGCAGUCGCCUAGAGCUCCCAAGGAUUUGGAAGAAAGAUCCACAUCCAACUUGGAGACAAUGCUGCAACAAUUGAUGGCCAGGUCGCCGAGCAUUCGCGGCACGACGCAGGUUCUACGGAUUUUGAUUCGAGAUCGCCAUGUUCACCCGACCUCUCGUCACUACAAGGCGCUCUUCUUUGCGAACGCGGAUUCAGAGAGAGGCUCGCCGGAGUUUAUACGGCGACUGCUGGAUGAGAUGGAUGACAAUAACAUUGCUACGGACUCGGCUACGCUUCAUGCUGCACUCCAGGCUCUUGCUGUACAUCCCGACUAUCUCCUACGCCAGGAAGUCCUUCACAGACUGCGAGAUCGGUGGCUCCCGUUGAGUCCCGCCGGAUGGAAUUUCAUAGUUGCAGGUCUUGUGCGCGAACACCAAUUUGAGCUGGCGCUGGAUGAAAUCGAUAUGAUGGAGCGAAAGGAGGUCUUUGUCGAGAAUUGGCUGCACAGUUUCCUUAUCUACAACCUGUGCGAUUUCAACGAGUUGGACGAGGUCGAACGCUUGAUGCGGCGCCGGGUCGAUCAAUACCACGAGAUGACUUUCCCACUUUGGUUUCACGUCUUGGGUGCGGCGACUGAAGCGCAUCACGGCGCAUUGACUCGCUAUGUGUGGCAGCAAAGGGUCGAACUUGGCCAUCUACAACCCCCCGCGCAACUCUGCCGCCAGGUACUGGCACUGGCCUCGCGGCUUGGCGACCCAGAUUUGGCCAGCUCUGUGUUCCGAUUUUUCUCCUACCAUAAAAUCUCAUGCGGCCUCGAGGAUUACGAACGGCUUGCCGAGGCGCAUGUGGGUGCUGGUGAUCUUCCUGGCGCCUUCGAGGUGCUGUGUAGCAUGCACGAGGCUGGCAUUGCACUUGAGGAGAGCUCGACACGGGCUGUGGUCGCUUACAUGAUUCAGAGUAAAAUCGACCGCCGCGAGGCAUGGCAGAUGCUCAAGCGGCUAAAGAAUGUCAAACGCUGCAUCCCCAUCGGCUGCGUGCGGGCCAUUGCCGACCUCUGUGAGCACGAUGCCCAGCAUGACCCGUCGGUCGCAGACGACGGGGUGGGAUUCUACAAGGAGCUCUACACGCUGUGCCCCGAGGGCGCCGACGUUCGCGUGUACAACGCGCUGAUCCGCAUGUGUCGGCGAGCGCGCAACCGCGAAGCCGGCAUGUUUAUCGUAAAAGAAAUGGCAGCAUUCGGCGUCGUACCCAACGCCACGACCUUUGAGACCAUCAUUCUCAUGUGUCUCGACGCCAACAAUUUCCGGUCCGCCUACAUGUACUUUCAAGAUCUCGUGAAACGGGACGCCUCGGUCAGCGAGGAGGCCCAGAAGGAAAUCUGCGAGAUUUGCUCCGGGUCGGUCGACGAGUUUGCGCUGCGGCUUCAAUAUCAUCCCCAGAUCAGCGCCCGAGAUGACGGGCAGCCGACCGACGUGAUCGAAGCCCCACAGCCCGGGCGCCACCCGCUGCCACCGGCCGUGCGCCGCCAGAUGCUCUCGCCGGAAGAACGUCGGGAGUGGAACAAGGAGCGACGCAAGGAGAAGCGACGACGACUGGCGAUUGAACGAAACAUGGAAGAAGAGGGCUGGCUGGAUUGGGAAGCAGACGUGGGGACCCAACGGGACAAAUGA